Molecule: messenger RNA, 1035 nt
Organism: Macadamia integrifolia
Lineage: Eukaryota; Viridiplantae; Streptophyta; Magnoliopsida; Proteales; Proteaceae
Product: cytokinin riboside 5'-monophosphate phosphoribohydrolase LOG7
Exons: 7
Coding region: 162-806 (214 amino acids)
Biological process (GO): cytokinin biosynthetic process
Cellular component (GO): cytosol; nucleus
Molecular function (GO): hydrolase activity, hydrolyzing N-glycosyl compounds
Source: RefSeq, a predicted model, not a curated record
UUAUAGGAUUGUAGGGCUUCUAGUAGGGUUAGAGGGUUCUUAUAUUAAAUUCUCUCUUUUAUUCUCAUUCUCUCUCUAGUCUCUACCCAUUGCUUGUUCUUGUUUGUUGGUUUCACAGAAGAGAUAAAGAGAAAGAGAAAGAGAUAGAGAUAGAGAGGGAAAUGGAAGAGACAAAGUCGAGGUUCAAGAGGAUUUGCGUGUUCUGUGGGAGCAGUUCAGGGAAGAAGACAAGUUAUCAAGAAGCUGCAGUUGAGUUGGGGAAGGAACUGGUGGAGAGAAGGAUUGAUUUGGUCUAUGGUGGUGGGAGCGUGGGACUAAUGGGUCUUGUUUCUCAGGCUGUUCAUGAUGGUGGGCGCCACGUUCUAGGGGUUAUACCCAGGACUCUCAUGCCUAGAGAGAUUACUGGUGAGACUGUUGGAGAAGUGAGAGCUGUAUCUGACAUGCACCAGAGGAAAGCUGAGAUGGCUCGUCAAGCUGAUGCCUUCAUUGCCCUUCCUGGUGGGUAUGGAACUCUUGAAGAACUGCUGGAAGUCAUUACUUGGGCCCAGCUUGGGAUCCAUAAAAAACCUGUGGGCCUCUUGAAUGUGGAUGGAUACUACAAUUCCUUGUUAUCUUUCAUAGAUAAGGCCGUCGAUGAAGGCUUUAUCUCCCCUUCUGCACGGCGUAUUAUCAUAUCUGCCCCAACAGCCAAGCAAUUAGUGAGGGAGCUUGAGGAGUAUGUCCCAGAAUAUGAUGAGAUUACAUCUAAGUUGAUAUGGGAGGUGGAGAGACUAAGUUAUGUUCCUGAAUCAGGCGUUGCCACAUGAAUAUCUGGUGUUGCCACGUGACACUUGGAAGUCCUAAUUACUGUAUAUCCUUUUUUGGCUCAAAAGCAAUUAUAGUUAAACCUACCAUACAUAUCUAUAGUAUCCACCAAGAACAUUGAUCAGGUCUUUUUUGGGGUACAAGUUUCUUAUACAUGUUCAUGUUGAAUACAGUUUCAGAUUUAGUUUUCGCAUGAAGAAAAUCUCGAGUAAAAAAUGCUCAAUUUCUGUC